ACCCUAACAAGAUGGGCCGCCGGCUGCCGACCAAUCAGCGGCGCCGACCUCACCUGCCCUCACCAAGAUGGCCGCCCGCUGGUCCCGGUCCCGGUUCCGCCCCGGGCCGAGUCUCCCCAUCGACCGCAUGAAGAUGGCGGCGGAGAAGCGGCAGUUGGUGGCGUCGCUGCCGACGGACCUGAGGGUUUAGGAGCCGUUGCUGUGGACGGAGAGACGGGAACGUGAGCGGCCAUUGAGGGCGGCCGGGGUGCCGGUAGGCCCCCCCCCAUCUGCUCGGUGUGCGGGCUGAGCUUCGAAGGGGCUGAGCUUCGAUGUUGGACCACAUGACGGGGCACAACAAGGAGAAGCGUUAUGAGUGCGACGUGUGUGGCAAAGCCUGGCAGACCCCGAGUGAGCUGGAGACCCACCGGCGGGUGCACACGGGAGAACGCCCCUUUGACUGCUCAGAGUGCGGCAAGAGCUGCACCAACCUGCUGCGGCACAACUGCGUGCACUCUGGCGAGAGGCCCUUCACCUGCUCCCACUGCGGCAAGAGCUUCAAGAAGUUGAAUAACCUGAAGACGCACCACCGGGUGCACACGGGCGAGAAGCCCUAUGGCUGCUCCACCUGCGGCAAGAGCUUUGCUCGGUUGAUGGCGCUGCAGGAACACCGGCGGGUGCACACGGGCGAGAAGCCCUAUGGCUGCUCCACCUGCGGCAAGAGCUUUGCCCGGUCGACGGGGCUAUUGCAGCACCGGCGGGUGCACAGCAGUGAGCGCCCCUUCACCUGCUCCGACUGCGGCAAAGGCUUCAAGUCGUCUACGCAACUGCUGAUGCAUAGGCGCAUGCACACCGGGGAGCGGCCCUACACCUGCAACGACUGCGGCAAGGAUUUCACCCAGUCGUCGGGGCUGCUGCAUCACCGGCGGGUGCACAGUAGUGAGCGGCCCUUCAUCUGCUCCGACUGCGGCAAAGGCUUUAAGUCGUCCACGGGCCUGAAGUCGCACAGGCGCCUGCACACCGGGGAGCGGCCCUACACCUGUUCCGACUGCGGCAAGGGCUUCACCCGCUCCAGCAACCUGCUGGAGCACCAGCGCAUCCAUACCAGCGAGCGUCCCUACACCUGCAGCGACUGCGGCAAGGGCUUCACGCACUCUACCAGCCUGCUGCAGCACCAGUGCACCCACACUGGCGAGCGCCCCUUCACCUGCGCCCAGUGCGGCAAGGGCUUCACCCAGUCCAGCAACUUGCUGUCCCACCAGCGCACCCACACUGGCGAGCGGCCCUUCACCUGUGCCCAGUGCGGCAAGGUCUUCACCCAGUCCAGCAACCUGCUGCAGCACCAGCGCACCCACACUGGCAAGCGCCCCUUCACCUGCACUCAGUGCGGCAAGGGCUUCACCAUCUCCACCAGGCUGCUGGAGCACCAGUCCACCCACACCGGCGAGUGUCCCUUCACCUGCGCCCAGUGCGGCAAGGGCUUCACCCGCUCCACCAGACUGCUGUCCCACCAGCGGGUGCACGCCGGCGACCGUCCCUUCCCCAGCCCGGUGUGUGGAGAGCGCUUUGUCAGGGACUCCCAUGCCUUGUCUCACACGCGCGUGCACACCAGUGGCCAGCCCUACGACUGCCCGUACUGCGGUGAGGCAUUUGACAGCUCACGGGGGUUGCGGCAGCACCGGCGGACCCACGCCGGCGAGCGGCUGCUCCCACUGCAUCAAGCGUUUCAAGAGAGCAUGGGGGCUGCCGGAACACCAUCAGAUACACACCAGAGAGAAACCCUUUGUGUGCACUGAGUGUGGCAAGUGUUUCACCCGCAUGCCCAGCCUGUGGCAGCCCCGGCGUACCCACAGCAUUGAGUGUCCCUUCCCCCUGCCAGUCCUGUGCUAAGGGCUUUGCCUGCUUUGACUACCUACUGGAGCACCAGCGAGUCUACACUGGCCAGCGCCCCUUCACCUGCCCGCUCUGUGGCAAGGCCUCCAGCCUACUGCCAUAUCGCCACGUGGAUAGGCGCUGUUUCAGUAAACACAAAAUGCUGGAAGGAAUGGGUAACGUUUCGGGUAGAGACCCUUCUUAGUCUCAACCCAAAACGUCACGCAUUCCUCUCCAGAGAUGCUGUCUAUUCCACUGAGUUACUCCAGCACUUUUUUGUAAAUCAGCAUCUGCAGUUCCUUGUUUUUAAACUAUUCUGGUUAACCAUCUCUGCACCUUCCCCAAAGCCUCCACAUCAGUCCUGCAGAGUCUACCCCCGCCCCACAUUCUCCCUCCACCAUACCUGACAACUAGUUCGAUUUUAUCAUUUUUGCUGAUUUUUAAGUUAAAAAUGUGUGAAAAAUCAGAACAGUAUGAUUUUGAAAUAAUAAGGGGGAAAGAUGGAAAUAAAAAUGUAUUGCGAUAUCAGCAAACCCUUUUGGAGAAUAAGCAACAUUCAAACUAUAGAUGGCAUUAUCAACCUAGAACGUACAUGGGCGUGCGGGAUCGACGCCUCAGUUGUGAUGAAGAUAGCGGUGCCUCUCCUGUACUUGGACUCUCCUGCUGCAGCUUCACCUCCUCCUCCUCAUCGUCGGCUGGGUAGCACCCGCCGACUUGCCGACCCGCCGCUUCAAGUACAAAUACAGCUUCAAGGUCAAAGAUGAUUUCCUUUCAUUUAGGCUCUGAGGUACCUGAUCAUGUUUAUUUGUCAAGAAACAUUGGCUGUUCCACUGAUGAGUCAGGUGAUGUUUGAAUGGGCUGCUGGGUUGUUUGGUAGAUGUCUUUGUCCUUUAGCUGUUUACUCUCUGUUUCUGUGUACUGUUGGGGCAUCCUGAAAAUUCCUCAACUUUCAAUAGUCAUAGCCAAUUGGUACAAUUUUUCACAGAUGCUUUGAGCUUUUCCUCUUUGCAUGUGAUCUCUUUUUCUUGGCAUUACUGGGAAUGUUAUUUAUGUUUAUGAUUCUGGUGUUGGGCAGAUAACUGUUUGGCAUUUUGAAUGGAGCUGACUGAGUGUAAUCAUGGCUUUGUUGCUGAGGAUGCUGGCCUGGGAAAGGGUACUGAUGUUGGAAUUGGAAGAUUUUGCAGAGGAAGUUGGAAAAAGUUCCUUUUAUAACAACUAAACAGGUUCGCUUCUUAAUACACAGACAACUCACAAACGUUUGGUAGACCAGUUCAAAACUUUACUUAUUAUCGGCCGAUGGAAGGGAGGGAGAACUCUAGUCAAAUUAGCAAUAUAGACACUUCACUAACCUCAUCCGCUUCCUCUAACAACAGAAUUACAUUGUAUUAUAUUGUGUUUUUUCGUCACCUUAGAACAUUUCACAAACAUUAGUCAUGGUCAGAGGUACAGGAAAUAAAAGUUUCUACAGAAUGCAUCACAUCAAAGGCAUUGUGUCAUAUGGUACAAGAUAUCUUACAUAUUAAAGACAUUGGCCAUUUGUUAAUACCCCUUAGAUCAAUCUAGUUUCCUCUCUCGUCACUUCCUCCCUCACAGACAUCGGACAUUUGGUGCAAGGCAUUUUACAUAUCAAAGACAUCAGGCAUUUGUCAUUACCCCUUAGUGAGAUCAAUCUAGCUUCUUCUCUGCUUCCUCUCUCGUCAAUGAUAUUGGUAUGUUAGCUUUCAUUGCAAAAGGAUUUGAGUAUAGGAGCAGGGAGGUUCUACUGCAGUUGUACAGGGUCUUGGUGAGACCACACCUGGAGUAUUGCAUACAGUUUUGGUCUCCAAAUCUGAGGAAGGACAUUAUUGCCAUAGAGGGAGUGCAGAGACGGUUCACCAGGCUGAUUCCUGGGAUGUCAGGACUGUCUUAUGAAGAAAGACUGGAUAGACUUGGUUUAUACUCUCUAGAAUUUAGGAGAUUGAGAGGGGAUCUUAUAGAAACUUACAAAAUUUUUAAGGGGUUGGACAGGCUAGAUGCAGGAAGAUUGUUCCCGAUGUUGGGGAAGUCCAGGACAAGGGGUCACAGCUUAAGGAUAAGGGGGAAAUCCUUUAAAACCGAGAUGAGAAGAACUUUUUUCACACAGAGAGUGGUGAAUCUCUGGAACUCUAUGCCACAGAGGGUAGUUGAGGCCAGUUCAUUGGCUAUAUUUAAGAGGGAGUUAGAUGUGGCCCUUGUGGCUAAGGGGAUCAGGGGGUAUGGAGAGAAGGCAGGUACGGGAUACUGAGUUGAUCAGCCAUGAUUAUAUUGAAUGGCGGUGCAGGCUCGAAGGGCCGAAUGGCCCACUCCUACACCUAAUUUCUAUGUUUCUAUGUCACUUGGUAGACAAAUGUUAGUCAUUCAUUAUCUCAAUACACAGCAACCUGAGGCAAACCUAAACUUGCCUUUGUGUAUUAAUCUACUGGAGAAAAGCCCGAUUUGGGACAAAAUAUAAGCUGUAAGCUUUUCUUAUAUUUUGUAUAUCUCAAAAGAACGCAGGUAUGCUCCCCUCUAUCCCCCCCCCCCCCCCCCCCC
Leucoraja erinaceus (little skate) is the source of this 4401-nucleotide messenger RNA. Its product is annotated as gastrula zinc finger protein XlCGF26.1-like. The record is from RefSeq and is a predicted model, not a curated record. Gene Ontology annotation, molecular function: DNA-binding transcription factor activity, RNA polymerase II-specific; RNA polymerase II transcription regulatory region sequence-specific DNA binding. Gene Ontology annotation, cellular component: nucleus. Gene Ontology annotation, biological process: regulation of transcription by RNA polymerase II. NCBI's taxonomy places the organism in Eukaryota, Metazoa, Chordata, Chondrichthyes, Rajiformes, Rajidae. Bases 312 to 1775 code for a protein of 487 amino acids. The transcript has 2 exons.